This is a messenger RNA of Salpingoeca rosetta, 2096 nucleotides long. RefSeq lists its product as uncharacterized. The transcript has 12 exons. The record is from RefSeq and is a predicted model, not a curated record. Gene Ontology annotation, molecular function: hydrolase activity. The coding region runs from base 116 to 1675 and encodes 519 amino acids. NCBI's taxonomy places the organism in Eukaryota, Choanoflagellata, Craspedida, Salpingoecidae.
UGUUCUCUGCGACUGCCGUCCUUCCUGGCGUUUUGGUUUGCUUGCUGUGGCGCUGCUGCUCGUGGUUUGGGGGCUGUGUUUGUGUUUGCUCGAUCGAUAUUGACUGACCAUCCUGAUGACGAUGAUGCUGAUGACGAGCACGCGUCGUCGGGGGGCGUUGGCCAUGGUGGUGGUGGUGGUGGUGGUGGUGGCAGUGGCAAUUGGACGCGUGACUGCACAAGAUGCAGCCUUCACCAACACGUUUGCUCUCUGUGGCAGCGUGAACUCGGAGUUCUGCCAGUGCAUUGAUGCUACGCUGGAGCGUGUCUCGACACCACAGCACCCAGAUGACCUGCCUUCCCUCGAUGACCUGGAAGAAAAAGAGUACGUGCUUCGUCCAGAAGGCACCACGUGCUCGGACGGAUCCCCAUGGGCAUUCCUUGCCACCAAGAUGGACACGUCCAAACUCAUCCUCGACUUCAGCGGCGGAGGCGCGUGCUGGAGCGCAGAAACAUGCUUUGAGCCUGCGCUGUGCGAUCCACCGCUUUCAGACAGCUGCCGCUCAAGCUACUUCCGCACGUUGAAUCCUGAUCCCGCGACGAUGGCGGCGAUUGAGUGCGGGUUCAACCUGGCGCAGGUGUACCCGGACGAGUUUGGCGGCUUCCUCGACCGCUCAAACAAGGAAAACCCGUUUAGGAAGUGGAGCCACGUGUUUGUGCCGUACUGCACUGGUGACGUGCAUCUGGGCAACGCCACGCACGAGUACACCAACUGCACCUCCUCAAACUGCACCAUCCACCACAAGGGGAGCGCCAAUGCUCGCACGGCGGUCGACUGGAUCAUCCGCGAGUUUGUCGACACCGGCAUCCUCAAGGACCUGGUGUGCUUUGGAGACAGCGCCGGUGCGUAUGGCGCGAUUGCGCACUGCAGCGUCCUGGCAGCGGCCAUUGAGGACCGUGGCCUCGAUGUUAACAUCGCACUCGUCGCCGACUCCGGCGUUGGCCUCGCCGCCGUCAGCCCCACGUGGGCCAUCGAACGCGGCAUCCUGCAGCACGUAUUUCAGUACGGCGUGUUUGGCGAGGACACGGGCUUCCACGACAGCGAGAUUGCGUACUCGCCCACAAUGACGAACCUGCAACGCGGUGCAACCGUUGCGCGGGAGUCGAUGAUUGCGUUUGCUUCGCGCUUUCCGGACGCCCGCGCCACCCACAUCACCUGCAACAACGACGAAACACAGCGGCUCUUCAUGCAAUACACAUACCAGGACUACGGGUGCCACUGCUGCCUACAGGGUGCGUGUGCCGUCAGUGCUGAUGUGUGCAUCGAUGAAGUGCAGGACUCGUUCACGGGCCAGUGUCACGCAGACUGCUCCACAGGCUGCUACUCAACGCUCUGGGCACAGGAGCUGACGCCGCUGUUGACCAACCUGACGCACCUCCCAAACUUUGUUCCCUUUGUUGUUGACUGCAACGUGCACACCUUUGUUCGCUCCUCCCGCUUCUUCGAAUACGUCGGCGUCACCGACCUCAACGACACGGAGAACGUGCUGUUGCUGUCUGACUUUGUUGCGGCCAUGACUGACCGGAGCUGCAACGACCCGCAGUAUUGUUCGUCUGCAUUUCUGCACGCCCCAAUUGCAUCUGCGAUGACGCUCGCUCUAGGCGCCGUCGCCCUCUUUGCUGCCGCGGUUCUGUAGCUCCUGAGCGCGAUGGUGCAAGCUGUAUGCAAGGGAGAGGAAGACGCAGGGCGGGAUGCCGUGCUCGCCUGUUUCAGAGAGCUGGAGACAUGAUACAGAUGGCGUUAUGCGAUGUGCUGUGAUGUGAUUUGGUUGUUGGUCAUCACUCCUUUCAUUUCCUGAUUGCUUCUCGCGUGUUUUCUUUCUAUCACUUUGGAAAGGCUUUAUUUGUUUUGGCAUGUUCGCUUCCCAUGCAUGACAUGGGUUGGCAGUGAUUGCGUGUCUGCCUUCAUUUGCGUUAUUCCCUGUCGUCCUUGUGCGCUUUAUUUGUGUGUGCACUGCUGACCUUGCCUGCUUGCUUGCUUGCUUGCUUCUUGCUUCUUGUUGCCAUGUCUUCCUUGACGCUUGCUUGCUUCAACAAAGAAAAAGUGCUGAGUCAGCA